AUGUUCUACUUGUAUUUUACUGCUGCUCUUGUUUGUCUUGAUGCUUCUGUACCUGCAAUAAUGGGCAUUCGUAUAAAUAAAUUUAAUGAACAUAGUAAUGACGACGAUGAUGAUGGAUAUAGUGAUACAAAUUAUGGCAAAAAUAAGCGAAGAUUUUCAAGUAGUGAAGAUUGGACACAUGUUGAUGAUCAACACACAACAAUAGAAAUAAAUGAUGAACCACGUCAAGCAUUAUCAAGACUCGCAACUAUUGCUAAACGUGCUGCAAUUAUUACUGUUAAUAAUAAUGAAGCUGAAAAUAGGCCAUUAUCUUUAUUUAAUGAAUCUGAAUUUCGCCAAAUCUGUGUAAAUAACUGUUUACGUGAACCAUUUGUCAAUCUUUUUGCUCAGCUAUUUAGCCAAAUGGAUGCAUUUAUAUGUGAUCCGCCAUCGGGCAAAUAUUCUAACGUUGAUCAAUGGUUAGCAAAACGAUGUUCAACGAAAAAUUUUGAACGUACAAUUUUUAUUGCUGAUCAACCAAAACGACAUGUUCCUUCUUUUUAUUUGCAUUUAUGGAAACGCAGUCGUUUGUUGAUAGUAAAAUUGCUUCAAGAUUUAAUGAUAAUCAUCUUUUUACUUUAA
Rotaria socialis is the source of this 621-nucleotide messenger RNA. NCBI's taxonomy places the organism in Eukaryota, Metazoa, Rotifera, Eurotatoria, Philodinida, Philodinidae. The record is from the annotation of a GenBank genome assembly.